CUGCUGGCUCCCACUGAACCUGUUCAUCGUCGUGUCGGAGCAGUACCCGUCCAUCUACGACUUGAGCGGCAUCGGCUACAUGUGGCGCUGUUCCGCUGCCUGCCGGCCACACGCCGGCGCUCCUCGUGCUUCGUGUCUACCUGCAACGUCAAGAAGGCGGCCACUUCCAACAGCAAUGCUAUCUGACUCAGUGCCCAAGGCGCCGCGGUGCCCGUCUCUGUGUCCCAUUGCAGAUGAUCAAGAUGAUGAUCACGGUGGUGACGGUGUUCAUGCUGAGUUGGCUGCCGCUGAACACCUACAUCUUGCUGUCGGACCUGGACCCGGGCGUGAACAACUACGAACACAUCCGCUACGUCUACUUCGUCAUUCACUGGCUGGCCAUGAGCCACGCUUCGUACAACCCGCUCAUCUACUGCUGGAUGAACUCGAAGUUCCGCGACGGCUUCUGCCAGCUCUUCCGGCGUUCGCAGCUCUGCUGGCCUGCGCGGCUGCGCCACCGGCGCCCGCUGCGCAAGGAGUCCGCUGCCGAGGUUGCCGCGCUGCGCCGUUGCAAUACGUACACCACGUACGUGAGCGUGCGUGCAGUGCCGGGAUCCAGCUUCCGCUUCACCAAGGAUUCUACGCAAACGAACGGCAAGCCGAGGCGCUACGAGGACUCGAAAGUUUAAACGCCCCCAUCCAGAGCUCCGAGGGAGCCCCUGUCAUGCGGCCCGGCCACCGCCAAGCGCUAGCCAACGCUGCCGCUGUGGGGGCUGUACGGAGCAUAUCGUGGCAUUUCCGGGUGCUGGCGCGUUGAAUGGUCCACUUCGCUGACUCUUUUUGGCAGCAGUGAUUUGUGUGUGGGAUCCUCCCCGAGAAAACAACCGCAGUUGAGCGUCGCGGCAUCACAGAAGCUAGACAAAUAUUUGCUAAUAGUGUGCGAAGUCGUGUCCUACUGUUCUCGUGACUAUUGAUAAGCAAGAACCUCUGUGCUUCGAACUGCUGAUAGGGUGUCUCAUCUUAUUGGCUACGUGCUUCUGUGGAUACGCGACGCUUCCUUGGAUUUGAAACACUGAUCGAGGUCCUUUGCCGAGAUGUGCCAAACAUCCGCAGUGAUAUCGCCCACACGACCGAGUUGCGAGCGGCGUAAAGACUCGUGUCUCGUCGCCACGGCUCGUUGGCUCUGUAACUCUGUAGGGGAGCCAGUCAUGUGAGCGCAACGUAAUCCGCGUGUUCUAUCGACCGCAGAUGUGAACCAAGUUUUAUGGUCUUGUUGGCUUUGCCGCUGUUGCGACUGGACAUAAACAACAUAGUCAGCAGGACAAAAAGACACCACAUGGGCCAACACUGAAAUCGCCUGGUGGCAUUUGAGUAUAAUUCGUCGCUAAAGUUGGUGUAACGCGAGUUGGCCGAAAAUGUAUUGCACGAAUAAUAUUUUCAACCUGAUCGCCAGAGCAUGUAGUACAUCAGCGUUACUUGGCGGUGCUAGUAGGUUUUGUGCAUGCCCACUUGUGGUCAGCAGAAUUUGUUUAAUUUAAACACGCCACUUUUAGAAAACUGCUUUUUGCCUGCUCAGACAGCUAAUAACUCCGUGCGCUGUGGCAGCCAUGAUAGAACUCAGCAAAUGGUGUGCUUAUGAACCACUGCGUUCAUAUUCGAAAGAGUAUCGGCUAAGGCAUAGUGCGGCUCUUGUCUCAGCAUUGCCGUAAUAAAACAGGUAUUCAGGCACGGCCAGAAAGCAGUAGAUGAAACAGUGAUGAAUUCAGGCAAGUUUCUAUACGUGCUCUACGGAAUUUAUUUUUCAGGUUCGGUCAAAACGCAGCGUAGGAAGUAAAGAUGACUCCUAUGCAGUAAUUUCGGAGUUCUGACAGAAGUGAAGCUUCGGAACCCUUGACCUUUUCGAACCUUCUCACAGAUAAAAAAAAAACAGUUAUGAAACUUCUAAUAAGAUUGGGCAGUUCGCGAUAACUGUUUCUGUAAUAACACCUUUCUUAGUAUGCACAAACUGUGUAUGUAAUAAUAAUAAUAAUAUUUGGGGUUUUACGUGCCAAAACCACUUUCUGAUUAUGAGGCACGCCGUAGUGGAGGACUCCGGAAAUUUUGACCACCUGGGGUUCUUUAACGUGCACCUAAAUCUAAGCACACGGGUGUUUUCGCAUUUCGCCCCCAUCGAAAUGCGGCCGCCGUGGCCGGGAUUCGAUCCCGCGAAACUGUGUAUGUAGAUCGUGUGAUAACGGCGAUGGCUCGUGCAAUAUUGGGACCAUAUUCCGGCGUGCAUAAAUUUACAUGAAUUUAGUUCCUUGGCUUGCUCUCUAAGCGCUGUGCUCGAAACAUAGCGGUAGCGAGCCAAGUAUAAAAGUACAGGGUAGACCUCAAGGCUCCAAAGGCCAUGCUUUAUCCCAGCUGCGACAAGCAGUACACCGACGAUACAAAUUACGUUACCCUGUGCCAUUUCAGAGGGCGCCGCUUAGCGAUGGACUAGACGCGAGGGACGAGUUCGCGACUUUGCCCGUGUACGGAUACAUUGUCGUGGCGGCCGUAUUUUUGCAUAAACGGAGAAUAGUUGAUUGGCCCUGCUAGGCAGCAUAAGGUGCUGUGGCCUCCGACGUUCACCGUAAAGUCGUUGGCUGCAGGCCAGCCGUGUGUCGCUCGCAUCAACUGAGGCCCCAGAAAAGCGAUCGUUUGUCUGCGUAUGGAGAGAUGAGUUCCGAAUCUGGAGGCAACACUGGGCGGCGUGUGUACGCGUGCGAUGUGAACACUGUAGCCACUGUGUGCACGCAUGAACAAGGGGCCGCGAGCGUUUACUGGUGCGCUGAACUCGCACUUAUUGCGUGCGUUUUCGGUGGCGCACGCUGCGUGGCGCGCACUCUCUCCACUGGUUCCCCAUGAGGAGUUCGUGGCUUAGAUCAAGGCUAACGGCCAGAACACGCCAAAUUUGACUACAGCAGAAGUUCGCUAGUGGUUGCCCUGCGCCUGAGCCUCUUCGCCUGCCGCUACUUACCAUCGCUCGUUUUUACGGUUCAUUCUUGGUUUAACCCUGCAAUGCCUGAUGCAUCGUAUAUGCUCCGCUCAGCUUCAUGCCUGCAAAUGCUGAUUUAAGCCCUGAAACCUUCAUGUCAAGCCCAUAGAGCAUUUUUUUUUUCAUAUAAACAUAUCACUAAUUAAUUGAUUAAUGUACUAAUUGCGUUAUAACUCCAGAACCAUUUAUUCUUUUCUUUUUCUCUUUCUCUUUUUACCAAUGUACUCACCAUGGCCAGAAAUAAAGGUGACCAAGCGAACGAGAUGCUAGCAAAGGCAACAGCCCGAGACUCCAAAGACAAAUGUUCCUACUAAUUAAAAGCUUUCGGAAUCCCUCAGCUCACCUACAAAACCGUUCCCAUGUAAGAGGUGAAUCUGUGCGUUAUGUAACUGUUCGUGAAAGGAAGCUAAUAACGACAGCAAAUUUAUUAUUAGCAAAGGCAACCGGCCAAAUAGCUCUUACGAAAGAACUUUGUGAAUUCGGCCCGCGACUUGCAAAGCACGAUGUAAGAACGAUGGCAGUCAAGGUGUCAGUUAUCAAAAGAUGUUUCGGACGAAACACUGUGAAUCUGACCCCGAUAUCGCCCUGAAAUGUUUAAUCUGGGAUACACUGCAAAAUUCGUAACGGAGGCAGUCAAGUGGCCCCUGUAAGCUUACUCUACUUGGAGAGCGCCCGUCAGGCGCAUGCGCCGCCGUGCCACGUGUGGGAGGCGUCGGCGCUGUGUAUUGUUUUCCCGAUGUGAUGUUUGCGUGCCAACGUGUCUAGAAGCCUCUGUGUCCCGCGCUUUCAA
Molecule: messenger RNA, 3788 nt
Organism: Dermacentor albipictus
Lineage: Eukaryota; Metazoa; Arthropoda; Arachnida; Ixodida; Ixodidae
Source: RefSeq, a predicted model, not a curated record